UAGUUUAAUUUUGUAAUACUAUCCUACUGUUUUAUGUUGUUAUUUUUAGAUAACAUAUACUUUGAGAUUUGUCGUUCUUUGGAUCAAUCACUCAACAAUUAAAUUGUCUUUAGCAUUGUUGUAUAAGUUACUUGGAUUUUCAUUGGAAUGGCUACUAUUAGUAAAAUAAGCCAGAUAGCCUAAUUUUAACUGGAAGAUGAUAUGGUAGACUCGAUUGAAUUAUCUGUUUAGCUUGUUGAAUAAUUAAUUGAAAUUUAAAAAAAUAAUGUCUGACGAUGAAGAAAUUAUAUUUAAACAUAAUGACCUUUGUAAUCAUCUGAUCAAUCAAGGCUAUUUCGAUUUUGAAACAUUUAGCCCUACAACUGGUCCGACAUCAAAAACUUUAAAUCUUCUAAACACUGAAGACUCACAAACUAAAAUAGACAGUUGUUUUCGCAAUUCCCUGAAAAAGUCCAUAACUUUAUCUCAGUUUCAAUUAAAACAAUUAGAAAUACUGCGCAAAAGUAAACUGUUGUUCAAUGAAGAUGCCGAUGAUAUUGAAACUGCCAUUGAAAAUAGUUAUGUUAAUAAAUCCAAAUCAAAGUGGUUUUGGCACUUAAGUACUGUAGCUGGUUUCUUUUGCUCAAUUACUUUGCGCAAAAAAGGUACUAUGUUUUAUUUACCUUUUGGAAUAACAAUUUUCUUAACAGCUUAUUUGCUCAAGCAUUUUUUUGAAGACAGUAAGAAGACAGAAAACUGUAGAAAGCUUGAACAACAUGUGCAUCUUUUGCAAAGUUUGUGUUUGGAUAUACAGAAACUUCUCCGUUUUGUGAAAGAAACAGAAAUAUUAAGUAAAAAGAUUGAGUACCAGUCAACACUUUAUAAGCCCAUACUGGCUAUACCAAUAGAUGAACACAACAAACAGUACUUAGAAAGAACUCAAUCCCACCUAAGAAAAUGUUUAUUAGAUUCAUUGGCUGAUGUAAUUGCAAUUCUAACUAGUUCUUAUGAUUAUUUACAGAAACAGUUACCCGAUGAUAUGCCUACAUCAGGUAGCGAUAACAUUGAUUGUUUUAUUAAGAACCAGAUAUUAAAUCCUAAACAUUGUACAUCGUUGGAAGAGUUACAGAUCCUUAACAAGACUUAUUUGUCCUUGCAGUCUGAUUACCUUAAACUAAUUUCAUUUUAUGUUUGUCCUGAGAUGUUCGGCUGUUUUCAUUAUUUAAGAAACAAAAUCAGUGAAGUUUUACAUUUUUGUCAUAGUUUAGAAUCAAAACUAAGAAAUAUUUCAUUUCGGCUUAAAAUGCAGUACGCUAUUAAUAACAUUUACUCUGUUACACAUACAUCUUGUAAACAGAGGCCGCUGAUUGUAAAUCACAACCAAUUAGGCCUAAGUAAAAUACAAGUGGAAGUUCACAAUAUAUUUUUGCUUAUACUGUCUAUGUUACUUAGGGUGAGGAAUGUAGAGGAAUAUUUGGAAAUGAUACCAGGUGAUGAUUUUGAUGAUCAAAAUGGAAUAGCAGUCGGUGUACAAAAGCAGCUAGACACCCUCAGACAUGAUCUUGCCUCCACCUCAAAAUGUUUUGAUCUUAUUUCCCGACAGUUAAGUAACGGAGAUACAAAUCAAAGUAAAUCCACCCCUGAUGAAGUUGAUGAAAAUAUUGCUGCUCCAACCCAAACAAUUAAUGCAACAAAUAUUGUUGUUGGUGCAUCUGAUUUUAGCGUCAAUUCACCUGAUGAGGUUUUCAUAGCCAUUUCUGGUCUUGGUAAUGAAGAAAUAGAACUUGACAGUGACGAUUACUUUGAGAAGAAACCUCAACUUCCUGUAAACCUAAUGUUGGAACUUUCAGACAGAUUGAAGUCCAGGAAACAACAGUUUAAUGCAAGGGAAAAAGCUGCAUUGGCUAGAGACGGUCUUCUAGAUUUUCCAGACAAUCCUAUUGAAGGAAUAGCGCAUGUUGGAGAAACCAAUUUCAGAGCUGUAAAACAAUUGAGUGAGUCUUUUGGAAGUUCGAUAAAAGAAAGUGAAUCGUUAAUUAAUGAUGUUGAAUUUGAAAUAUGCUAUGACCAAAUCAAACAGUAUAAGCCAAGGGUAGAAUACUCUGAUUCAGAAUCUGACAGCCAGGAUUCAAAUGGAACUGAAAGAGUCAGAGACACUCCUCCUAUAAAUCAACUUUCUCUGGCAAACAUGGCAGCCAUGAAAUCUCAGUUUUGGAGAAAUACUGCAGACGAAGAAUGCUUCAGUGAUGGUUAAUUUUAACCAUUACUUAUUUAACAUUAUUUAAUGUACCAAGACUGUUUAAAAACAUUUCAAGAAUUCCAGGAAUUGUAAUGAAGAGAGUAAAGAAAUUACACGAAGAUUUAAAUUACUGUAUACAACUGUAUGCUUAUUUCUCUCUUAAAUUUGAUAAAACUACCAAAAGUGGAAAAUCGUGCAAACAUCCUGCCCCAGACAUCUGAACUACAUCGUACACAUGGACUUGCUAAACUUUAGGUUCAUAGUUACAACAACUUGAAGUUCUACAUCAAGACAGAAGAUGAGGAUUGAUUCUUUCUUCAACUAACCAACUAACCAUUUACCCAAUAAUGGUACUCUGAAUUGUUCUGCAAGAAGUCAAUAACAUGUCAAACACAUUGUGAUGGUGAAUCGAGAAUAACAUUAUUCCAGUAAAACUGCCGAUGUCUCAGAUUAACCUCUCAUAUAACAAGACAUCCCCUCAGAUGACAUUUGGGUGGCUCACGAUCUUAAUUAAUCCAAAGAUUUUGUUCUUAAUCAUCAGAUGGUGGAUUAAGAAGAUCUCCAUCAUCCAACAGUUAUUGUAAAUCACCUCUGCACCGAGUGUACAAGAAGUCACUUGACCAAACUGCAUAACCACCGGUAGUAGUGGUAUAGAUUUGUAUGCUUAUCUUCCCGGACCAUGUAAUAAAAUGCAAAUACAUCCAUCCCAACGAGAGAUGAUGUCCACAGGGAUUGAAAUUAAAUUCAACCAGGGUUUGAGGCUCAGAAAGACCUUGUUUGGGGUGGGCACUAUUGUACGGUGUGACCGUUUUGAACUCACCGGGGAAGACCAAUUCGGCCUAUUGGGAGAAAAUGCUAGUAAUAUUUGUAAACCUGGGAAACAUUCGAGGUUCGUAACCAAAUGAGAAUUGCCGAAUUGGUAAUUUGUAGGGACUGUAGGGUGGAAAAAAUCAAAUGGGCACUUAGUCGGUCGGAGCAAGCAAGCUCGUGAAGGGUUUGAAUCUACAGUGGCCUGCGGUUCGCUCAAUACAAUCAAGAUAGACUCGUCGGAUGAAGAUAAUGAUAGUGGUAAUAAUAAUUAAUUGUGUUGCCACUGAUGAUGGUGAUUCUACCAAUGAUGAUGAUGUUGAUCGUGGUGGUAAAUUAGAGUCACAACAGGAAUUAAAUGAGAUCGUAAUACUCUAAACAAGCUUUUUUUAUCAAUAUAAUUAAACAAUUACAAGCCUCACACAAACAACAAUUACAAUUGUAACAAACAACAAAUAACAAUUACAAGCUGAUAAAUUAUAACAAACGUUAGUUAUAUAUUUAAAAUGUUGUAACUUUUAUCCAUUAAUAAGUAAAGUAAACAUGUACCUAAAUAUUUUAUUCUA
Messenger RNA from Macrosteles quadrilineatus (aster leafhopper), 3591 nucleotides. RefSeq lists its product as uncharacterized. Bases 266 to 2233 code for a protein of 655 amino acids. The record is from RefSeq and is a predicted model, not a curated record. Gene Ontology annotation, molecular function: myosin binding. NCBI's taxonomy places the organism in Eukaryota, Metazoa, Arthropoda, Insecta, Hemiptera, Cicadellidae. The transcript has 3 exons.